This is a messenger RNA of Paraglomus occultum, 1965 nucleotides long. The record is from the annotation of a GenBank genome assembly. NCBI's taxonomy places the organism in Eukaryota, Fungi, Glomeromycota, Glomeromycetes, Paraglomerales, Paraglomeraceae.
AUGCAGUCAUCUAAAGACAAUGCCACACAAUUAUUUGCCGAAUUAGACCGAUUGCUCAACCAAGCUGAUUACAAUAAAGCACUCAAACAUAUCGACAAAAUACUUAAACAAAACCCCAACGAUGUCGAUGCUCUACAUUGUAAAGUGAUAACACUGAUUAAACUUGAAAAAUAUCAGAAUGCACUGGACGUUGUAACAAAUCAUUUUGUCGAAGACCAACUAAUUUUCGAACGAGGUUACUGUUUAUAUCGACUGAAUCGAUGGUCUGAAGUAUUGGAGCUUACUACCAAAUUCAAUACCUCUGGAAAGCGUGAAUUGGGUCAUUUAAAGGCGCAGGCGGCAUACAGAUCAGAAGACUUUACAACUUGCCUUGAUUUAUAUAAUGAAUUCGUUAAUGGAACUGACAAGAAUGAUGAUGCUUACAACGACAUUCUGACAAACUUUGUUGCAGCAAAGGCAGCAUUAUUGUUUGCUGAUGGAAAGUUACCCGCAAAGUAUGCAUUGGCAGACGUGACAAAUACAUAUGAACUUGCUUAUAAUUCUGCAUGCGGACAAAUAACAGUGUAUAAUCUGAACAGAGCAGAAAAGCUACUAAACACAGCUAAAAGCCUCUGUCGACAAUCCCUUGCCGAAGAAGAUUACACAGAACAAGAGAUUGAACAAGAACUUUCUACCGUACUUGUCCAAUUAGCCUAUUUAUAUCAACUCAGAGGCAAAGCGGCCGAGGCGACUGAACUCUACCAAUCGGUGCUGAAACAUAGAACGAUAGACAUAACCAUAUCAGCUGUGGCGUCGAAUAACCUGGCCGCUCUUAAAAAGGAUCAAGACGUGUUUGACUCCUCUCGUAAACUUCGAUCCGCAUCAUCAAAAAGCUUGGAAACCAAAUUAUUCAAGAAACAAAGGCGAACAAUUUGCACGAAUGAGGCGUUGAUUCAAUUGUAUAUGCAAAAGUACGCCGCAUCACAAGAAGCUGCACGGAGAAUCUUACAAAUUGACCCGGCUGAUGAUUCGCACUAUAUUCUACUUGCCGCUGUAUCUUAUCGCCAAAAAAAGACUACAAAAGCUAUUCAAGAUUUACAAGAAUUCGCCAAAGAAAAACCAAAAUCGUUGCUUAUACAUUUCGCUCUUGUUCAGUUACAACUUCAACAAUCUAAUGUUACGGCCGCGAUAGCCACGCUCAACACAUAUUUGACGGCUAUAGGGGAAUGCGCAGACAAAUACAGACCGGGCGUUGUUGGACUCUUGGUUUGGUUAUAUGAACAAGCAGGACUGUCUGACAAGUCUAUCGAAGCGCUGGAGAAAGCAGAGAAAUUUUGGAAAGCCAGCGGUCCGACAAACCAAAGUUUAUCAAUCCUUCGACAGACGGCUGCUUUCAAGUUGAAGACUGAGCGAUUCCGAGAAGCGGCCGAGGAUUAUAAACAAUUGAUUAAAGCAAAUCCCAGCGAUUCUCAAGCUAUUGCGGGUUAUAUAAUGGCUCUGGCUAAUUACGACAUAUCUUCUGCCGAAAGUCACGAGAGUAGUCUGCCUCCGUUAGACACAAAGUCUGUUGCAGACAUUGACAAACUUGAGAACGUGGUUCCCGGGGUCAGAAAAGCUUACAAGAAAACCGAUGCUAAAAGUGAUGACGUUUCAAAGACAACAACAAAGAAGAAACAUAAGCGCAAGCCAUUAUUGCCUAAAAACUAUGAUCCCAAUGUUCCUCCAGAUCCUGAACGCUGGCUGCCAAAGAGAGAGAGAUCAACAUUCAGAGGCAAGAGAAAGAAGCAAAUAAACAAAGGAUCUCAAGGUGCCGCCGUGGCGGGCGGAGGCAUCGGGGGAACCGGUAGCGCCAAUAUUUCCGGCAAGAGCGCGACAACAACGGCUGCCGCUGAAACAAGUACUCCUUCAACGCACACAGAGACUGCAAAACCCAAGACUGGAGGAGACAAACAGAAAAAGAAGAAAAAGAAGGGAAAUAAAUGGUGA